Messenger RNA from Cladocopium goreaui, 639 nucleotides. Lineage: Eukaryota; Dinophyceae; Suessiales; Symbiodiniaceae. The record is from the annotation of a GenBank genome assembly.
GCCGAGACGUGCAUUUAUUGCAGCUUGGAUUGCUACUGGAUACUUUACUCGAGAACACUUUGUUGAGGACGGCAUGGAGCGAGAUGAAGCAAUUGCACUACUAGAUCCAUCUGGCAUGUUGGUCAAGAUGGGCAUCCCUUCUGACCAGAUUGUUCAAAGCUUGGAUACCAACAGGUGGUUUUGGGCCAUCAUCACAUCAGAUGACAAAUAUGCGUUGCUGCCCAACAUGGUGGCCUUGCAGGUGGAGAAGCACAUUUGUUCACAUCGAAAGAAAAGAAAGUCAUUGGUUGAAAAGAAACCGCAAGGUUGGGUGAACAAGCUCAUCAAGAUCAAUGAUGCAGAAAUGGCUUUCGUGUACAACCGGAAAGCUGGUUGUAUGGCAACAACCAAGUUCAUGAAGACCCGAACCACCAUCAUUGAUGGUUGUCUUCAAGUCAUAGGCAAUGCCAAGGGCUAUGAGAUCAUCCGAAUCAAUUUCGAGUUGAAUCCAGAUGCAGGCGACAGUCCGGAAGGCUUGAGAUGCUACUAUCUGAGCAGUGCAAACUUCGAGCGAUCACGAUUGUGCUGUGUCAAAAGUUCGGAGGCUCCAAGCGGAUGGGAUCUUUUGAAGCAAGCAUAUGCUGGUGAUGAUGAGAUUGA